Molecule: messenger RNA, 1276 nt
Organism: Aricia agestis (brown argus)
Lineage: Eukaryota; Metazoa; Arthropoda; Insecta; Lepidoptera; Lycaenidae
Gene: PIG-K
Product: putative GPI-anchor transamidase
Exons: 7
Coding region: 199-1242 (347 amino acids)
Biological process (GO): protein localization to cell surface; attachment of GPI anchor to protein; proteolysis
Cellular component (GO): GPI-anchor transamidase complex
Molecular function (GO): GPI-anchor transamidase activity
Source: RefSeq, a predicted model, not a curated record
GCAGGCCUGCACGGCGGACUGCAAAGCAGGAUAAUGAAUGGGCCACUUUAUUCAUUGAAAAAACUUGAAACAUUUUUGGUGUUUGAUAAAGUUUUAAAACAGUAAAAUAUGUAAUUUAUCCUCAAAAACUUGUGUAUGUUCAAUAAAAUCAAUGCUUUGUUCAUAUAACCUUGCUAAGAAACAAUUGAUGUUCUUAUAAUGUGUAAAACAAUGAGUAAAUACGCUUUGCUGUUCUUGCUAAGCUUUUUAUAUUUUUGUAAUGGAAUAGAGAUACCCGAAAAAUUUCAAAAAUCCAACCAUACCAACAAUUGGGCGGUGCUGGUCGAUACUUCGCGAUUUUGGUUUAACUACCGGCAUGUGGCCAACGUGCUCUCUAUAUACCGCAGCGUCAAACGGCUAGGAAUACCGGACAGCCAGAUUAUUCUCAUGAUAUCCGAUGACAUGGCCUGUAACCCUAGGAAUCCUAGACCUGCCACAAUCUUCAACAAUGCUCAUGAACAAAUUAAUGUUUAUGGAGACGAUGUAGAGGUGGACUAUAGAGGAUAUGAGGUUUCAGUUGAGAAUUUCGUAAGACUGCUUACUGGGAGAGUGCCGCCUGACACCCCUCGAUCAAAGAGGCUCCUCACGGACGAAGGGAGUAACAUCCUUAUAUACUUAACCGGUCAUGGGGGUGAUGGUUUCCUGAAGUUCCAAGACUCGGAGGAGAUCACAAGCCAGGAGUUAGCUGAUGCACUUGAACAGAUGUGGCAGAAGAGAAGGUAUAAUGAAAUAUUCUUCAUAAUAGAUACUUGCCAAGCAUCAUCUAUGUAUGAGAAAUUCUACUCCCCAAAUAUUCUAGCAACAGCGAGUAGUUUGGUCGGUGAAGAUUCUCUUUCUCAUCAUGUAGAUUCAGCAAUAGGAGUGUACAUAAUUGACAGAUACACCUACUAUGUACUGGAGUUUUUGGAAAAUGUACACCCCAACAGCAAGAGAACUAUGUCGGAAUUUCUGGCAGUGUGUCCCAAAAGUGCAUGUUUAUCAACAGUAGGAGUACGGAAAGAUCUGUUCAAAAGAGACCCAACUAAAGUGCCAAUAACUGACUUCUUUGGGUCAGUUAGACCCGUUAUACUUACCACUGAUCCCAUCGACAUACAAAUUGAACCAAAGAGAAAGAGAAAGAAUGAGAUAGAGAACAAAACCAAAGUACCUGAGAAGAGGGAAUACUCACCACAAUUUCCUAUGCAUUUGAUUCAAACCACAUAAAGUAUUGUAGAAAUAUAAUAAAUACUAGAUAAUA